AUGUCAAAAGUGAAAGUUUAUAACACCCAGAUGUACCUGGUGCGGCUAGAAUCGGUACUAACUCCCGUCAAGCUGUGCGUGACCGUGCUGGCGUUUCUGCUGAUGACAGUGACGGGAACGGUUCAGCCGGAAGCUAACAGCAUCGUUCAUCACCCAUCACCACAUCACCAUCGGCACCAUCUGCAUCGGGGUGUGACGCAACAGGAGUAUGAUAACAUCGGUGACGGCGGAGGCGGUAGUGAUGGUGACCGAAAAAUCAUGCAGCAUGGCAAUUUUAUACUCAUCGAUUACCUGAACGAUGGCGAGCGGGAACGGCGCAUCAGUUGGAAUGGUGCAAUCGGCAAGGAGACCAGUCUAGCCGAUAAUAGUUCCAACAAAACGUUGAGUCUCUGGCAAAUGGUCUUCGGCAAGUACCUGAUACAGAUUAUCUUCAACAGCGAUGGACAAAUGAUGGACUGCGAGUACGUCCGGCAGCGUGGUAUGGUGCAUCAGUUUCGGACACGGUUCUAUAAGGAUUUCUUCCAAGCAUCGGCACGUAACUUCACUUCACCGUUUAACGGUUUGGCCGGCAGUACGAGACACCGUUCGCUGGUGUCCGAUCAUGACUUCGAGCAGUACAUCGAGCAUGAUAUCGUUACGCCCGAGAUGGAGGAGCUGCAGUACAAUGUGUACGAGUUCCCGGCAGGCGUUCCGGAUACGCACCAAACCAUCGAUGCGUUCGGCAUGCGCAAUCUGACGUACAUUCCGCUUCAUGCCCAGUCAGAUAUCCCGGCAGAUUUGCUGGAACUGUUAAACUUUCGCGAACUAAAGCAGCGCUGUAAUGUGCGGCACAUGCAGCUAAAAGAAAUUGCCCAAGGUUUGCAGAGUUCCGAUCCCGAACAUCAGCGGAUAGCAAACGAGAAUUUGCAAAGACAGAGACGGGACCUGUCCAGUAUGAUGCGCGUUCCGGGCACGAAAUGGUGCGGUAAGGGCUGGAGUGCCCGCAACUACGUCGAAAUGGGCGGUUACUCGAAGGCCGAUCGAUGUUGCCGCCAACACGACCUAUCCUGCCCGUUCUGGAUACUGGGGUUCGAGACGAAGUACAACCUGUUCAACUGGCGCGUCAACACACUGAUGCACUGCGGAUGCGACGAGAGAUUUCGUACCUGUCUCAAAAUGGCCGACUCCAGUGAUGCCAAUCUGGUCGGCAAGCUGUUCUUCAACAUUGUCCAGAUGAAAUGUUUCGUGCUGAAGCCAGAAACGGUGUGCGUGAAACGGACCUGGUGGAACAAAUGCGAAAAGAAGAUCCGCCGGAAACGGGCACAUCUGCGGGACAAUAGAAAGUUUUAG
Messenger RNA from Anopheles marshallii, 1329 nucleotides. RefSeq lists its product as uncharacterized. Gene Ontology annotation, biological process: phospholipid metabolic process; arachidonate secretion. Lineage: Eukaryota; Metazoa; Arthropoda; Insecta; Diptera; Culicidae. The record is from RefSeq and is a predicted model, not a curated record. The transcript has 4 exons. Gene Ontology annotation, molecular function: A2-type glycerophospholipase activity. Bases 1 to 1329 code for a protein of 442 amino acids.